Messenger RNA from Penicillium roqueforti, 1674 nucleotides. RefSeq lists its product as uncharacterized. The transcript has 3 exons. The coding region runs from base 1 to 1674 and encodes 557 amino acids. Lineage: Eukaryota; Fungi; Ascomycota; Eurotiomycetes; Eurotiales; Aspergillaceae. The record is from RefSeq and is a predicted model, not a curated record.
AUGGUCGCUGUGUUGUUGUUGACGCUGGCUUCGGCUUGUCUGGCCUCCAAGCUCCCUGUAGUUGAUCUGGGAUAUGAGCUGCACCAAGCAAUCUCAUUCAAUAACUCCCAUGGCCUCUACAACUUCAGCAACAUCCGUUAUGCCGCACCCCCGGUUGGCGAGUUGCGAUUCCAGGCGCCUGUACUUCCCAAACAAAACAGAGAUCACAUUCAGAAUGGCUCUGUGGGAAAGAUCUGUCCCCAGGCAGCCCCGUUGUGGUCGACAACUGCCGAAGAAGCCUUCCUCUUGAGCUACUUCUAUAAUACAUCCUUCCCUCUAUCCACCAACAUCUCUUCCUACGAGUACAAACCGGCGAAGCAAGACCCACGCACUACUGAGGACUGUUUAUUCCUCGAUGUGAUUGUGCCUAAGAAGAUCUUCGAACGCAGCAAAGGUGAAGCCGCAGCAUUCCGAAAGAACUUGGCGCCGGUGCUGGUGUGGAUCUAUGGUGGAGGCUAUGUGGGGGGAGAAAAGAGCAGCUCCGACCCCACCGGAUUGAUCCAGCGAAGUCAGCAGGGAAACAAUGAUGGGGUUGUUUAUGUUGCCUUGAAUUAUCGAUUGGGUGCAUUUGGCUGGCUUGGUGGCGACAGUAUCACAGCCAAUGGCACGGCCAAUGCAGCGCUGCACGAUCAACGAUUUGCUCUUGACUGGGUGUAUAAGAACAUUCACCUGUUCGGUGGAGAUGCAACCCGAGUCACAGUUAUGGGAGAGUCUGCCGGCGCAGGAUCAAUCCUUCAUCAGAUCACCGCGUAUGGAGGCACCCGCGGCGCUGCACCCUUCCAACAAGCGAUCAUGCAGAGCCCAGGCUGGGUCCCAGUCAUUGGCGAAGAGGAGCAAGAAGCCACGCUGCAACAGUUCCUAGGAAUUCUCAAUGUCAGCACGAUUGAGCAAGCCCGGAAAUUGCCUUCGGCCAAAUUGAUCGCGGCCAAUGCGUACCAGGUCGCGACCAAGUCCCAGUGGGGACAGUUCACCUACGGUCCCGUUGUGGACGGCAGCUUCGUUCCAGCUCUGCCGGGGCAGCUUUUGCUUCGAGGCGAUUUCGACCCCAACUUGAAUAUCAUGGUCGGCCAUAACGCAGACGAGGGGUUGGCCUUUACUUCGCCGGACAGCGUCAAGAGCACCGGUCUGGCCACUCAAAUGAAGACCUUGUCACCGAACACUCCCAAAAACGUGUCCGACUUUGUCUAUAAUGUCCUCUACCCACCGGUCUAUAACGGGUCUUAUGGGUACACCGACUCGGUCGCGCGCACGGCGCUCGUCAUCUCCGACCUCAUCUUCCAGUGCAAUACCGAUUAUAUCAACCGCGCGUUCUACAAUCAGACCUAUGCGUAUGAGUUCAGCAUCCCGCCCGCGCUGCACGGACAGGAUGUCUCAUACACGUUCUACGACAAUAAGACCAGCUCUUCGCUCCUGGGAGUCACCAACGCGACCGUGGCGUUGGCUAUGCAGGAUUAUUUCACCAGCUUUGUCCAGCAUGGCGUGCCCAAGUCUCAUCUGGCACCGGUGUUCCGAAAGCAUGGCCAGUAUGCACAGCUCAUGAACAUUGGCAAUAAUAGCAUCCAGGCGACGCGGGACCUGACCAACAACCCACGCUGCCGGUUCUGGCAGACUGCGCCUUAUUACCAGGCGACCUGA